CCAAAAACACCAAAUGACCUAAUAAACCACACACAAAUCUAAAAAAAAAUACACUGUGCUUUUCACCCCCACAAACCCGUCUCAGCGUCACGUGUUCCCACCACCAAAAACCUAAACCUCCGGGAGAUCAUACACCUGGCUUUCAGAGCUGGUAAAGAUUUUCCAGUGAUGCCUCAUUUCAUUUCAAGUGUUAGUACUUCAGAAAUGCUCAAUUUGAAUUCCAAUAGCGAAAAUCAGAAACCUAAAAGAUGGGGACUGGUUGCAACUGGUUUUGUGGGAGGCACAUUAUUGACUUUAUAUGCUGUGGCUACCCCGUUUGUGUUACCUGCUUUGAGAAAAAUUUGUCUUCCUUUUGUGCCUGCAUCGGAAACUCAGGUGGAAAAUGUCUUGAAAAUGCUUCAGUUUAGAAGCGGAACUGUCGUUGACAUUGGGAGCGGUGAUGAACGUAUUGUAAUAUCUGCUGCAAAGACAGGGUUCCAGGCUGUUGGCUAUGAACUAAAUCCUUGGCUUGUGUGGUAUUCAAGAUACAGAGCAUUGAGAGAAGGUGUACAUCAAAAUGUUAAAUUUCAUAUAUCUGAUUUAUGGAAGGUCAGUUUUUCACAGUAUACAAAUAUUGUCAUCUUUGGAGUACCAGAGAUGAUGCCAAAACUGGAAGAAAAACUUAUGGACUUAUCUUUCACUGCAAGAGCUAUUGCUUGCCGUUUUCCUUUUCCACGUUGGAUCCCAGACCAUAUUUCAGGACAAGGCAUAGACACUGUGUGGGUUUAUGACAUGAACAAAUUGAACGAAAUCAGUAUUACCGGAUUGCUGGGUGAAUUCAAAAACUGA
Molecule: messenger RNA, 828 nt
Organism: Bufo bufo (common toad)
Lineage: Eukaryota; Metazoa; Chordata; Amphibia; Anura; Bufonidae
Product: ATP synthase subunit C lysine N-methyltransferase-like
Exons: 1
Coding region: 169-828 (219 amino acids)
Biological process (GO): peptidyl-lysine trimethylation; positive regulation of proton-transporting ATP synthase activity, rotational mechanism; regulation of mitochondrial ATP synthesis coupled proton transport
Cellular component (GO): mitochondrion
Molecular function (GO): protein-lysine N-methyltransferase activity
Source: RefSeq, a predicted model, not a curated record